GUCACUUAACAAGGAUUUCGCGUUCUGCUUUGUGAGCUGUCAGCCACGUCACCUGGUCUUGCAGAAACUUUACUUCCAGACAACUGGCUUGUGAGCUGAUGCUAAGUGGUGCUUGUUUUGGUUUUGUUUACGAUUCGGCACACAUCGACGGUUACGUGAACAGCGAUCAACGCUAGGCAUCUUUUUGUAGCCUUUUUCAUAAGCUCGCAACGCGAAUUGCAUUUACUUGUCGGCCCAGUGGCCACAGUUAUUCAACUUAAUCAAGGUGUACUGUAACUGAAUAGGAAACACAAGAUGAACGUGUUUCGCCUGGCUGGUGAUCUGUCGCAUCUAUUGGCCAUCAUUAUUCUCUUAAUAAAAAUAUAUAGAUCCAGAUCAUGUGCAGGCAUCUCUGGGAAGUCUCAGGUGCUGUUUGCGCUUGUCUUCACCACCAGAUACCUUGACCUAUUCACCAUAUUCAUUUCUCCUUACAACACAGUCAUGAAGGUGGUGUUUUUGGCGCUGUCCUACGCGACCGUGUACAUGAUCUACAUGCGCCACAGGGGCACUUACGACUCUGAGAAUGACUCGUUCCGUGUGGAGUUCCUGUUGGUACCAGUUAUUGGCCUUUCCUUACUGGAGAACUACGCGUUCACGCCAUUGGAGGUCCUUUGGACCUUCUCGAUCUUCUUGGAGUCUGUGGCCAUCAUGCCGCAGCUCUUCAUGAUCACCAAGACGGGCGAGGCAGAGUCCAUCACCACCCACUACUUGUUCUUCCUUGGCCUGUACCGAGCCCUUUAUAUCGCCAACUGGUUGUGGCGCUACCACACAGAGAACUUCUUUGACCAUAUCGCCGUGGUGGCGGGCGUCGUCCAGACCAUUUUCUACUGUGACUUCUUCUACCUUUAUGUCACAAGAGUGCUAAGGGGGAGAGGAAAAAUGAGCUUGCCGAUGCCCGUUUAGUCACCGGUCGGAGCGCACAGACCACCCCCUCGACUGUACGACUUUAACUCUGGGGACAGAUGAGCUGACAUUCCUUCGACCAAAACAAGUGCUUUACUCCGAAUGUAAUUCCUGCCUGGCUGGUACUUCUUUUCGGUCUUUGUAUGUUGACGAUGUAUCGCAUGUUUUUACAUGCAGCCUACAUUUGGGCACCUUUACCAUCACUAUAUGAACACCAUUUGCUUUCAUAAUUGAUGUCGCAAAGACAAACGAAUGCAGUUUCAUGUACUAUGAACCGAUGAAUUGUAGACCCCCCCCCCCCCC
This is a messenger RNA of Hippocampus comes (tiger tail seahorse), 1245 nucleotides long. RefSeq names its product KDEL endoplasmic reticulum protein retention receptor 3 (gene kdelr3). The transcript has 5 exons. Lineage: Eukaryota; Metazoa; Chordata; Actinopteri; Syngnathiformes; Syngnathidae. Gene Ontology annotation, molecular function: ER lumen protein retrieval receptor activity. The coding region runs from base 295 to 942 and encodes 215 amino acids. Gene Ontology annotation, biological process: protein retention in ER lumen. Gene Ontology annotation, cellular component: membrane. The record is from RefSeq and is a predicted model, not a curated record.